This is a messenger RNA of Eubalaena glacialis (North Atlantic right whale), 215 nucleotides long. RefSeq names its product ATP synthase membrane subunit K, mitochondrial-like. The record is from RefSeq and is a predicted model, not a curated record. Lineage: Eukaryota; Metazoa; Chordata; Mammalia; Artiodactyla; Balaenidae. The transcript has a single exon. Bases 39 to 215 code for a protein of 58 amino acids.
CCUGCAGCGGGGUCUGUGCGUUUUGGAAGAUUGAAAUCAUGGCAGGUGCAGAAACUGAUGCCCAGUACCAAUUCACUGGUAUCAAAAAAUAUUUCAACUCUUACACUCUCACAGGGAGAAUGAAUUGUGUACUGGCCACAUACAGAGGUACUGCUUUGAUAGUUUUAUACUUUAAGUUAAGGUCUAAAAAAACUCCAGCUGUGAAAGCAACAUAA